This is a messenger RNA of Symbiodinium sp. CCMP2456, 685 nucleotides long. NCBI's taxonomy places the organism in Eukaryota, Dinophyceae, Suessiales, Symbiodiniaceae. The record is from the annotation of a GenBank genome assembly.
GAAUGUGGCCGAGUGUGCCCAGCCCCAGGAGCAAGAGGAGCUCGAGGAGCUCAUGUCCUCCCCAGCUGUGGAGGCACUCCGAGAGGCACGUGCCAGCCAAGCCCGAGCCGAGGCUGCGCUCAAGGAAGCGCGCACGGCCAAAGAAGCGGCCGAGGAGGCAAAAAAGGCGGUCGCCCAGCUCGCCACGCAAGACGAGAGGCGGCCAGCGCGAAGCACACCGAGUUCCAGCAUUCAGGUAGCAGCUGCGGCAGCGCCUGCCAAGGCUUCAGCACCCGUAGUGCAAUCCACGGCCGCCAAGGCCGUCACAACGCCCCGGCAGGAGCGACCUCCGCUCCAAAUCGGGACGAUCGAGGAGGCGCCGAUCGUGGAUUCGCCGUUCAAGGACAUCUUCUCCAUGUCUCCCUCCGCCCCUUCGGAGAGGCCUGGGGCUGGCAGGCGUGUGGUGACCAUCAAGCGAUCGGAGGAUGUUCCCUGCCGCAUGUGCCAGGAGCUCAUUCCCUAUGACUCCAAGUUCUGCAAGUUCUGCGGAGCACAGCAGACGGUCGAGAGAAGGGAAAGCGCCCUGAAAUUGAAGGGUAAGGCAUCCGAGGGGACGGCGCUUCAGUCGGCCGAGCCGCAGGAAACCGUCCCCAAGUUCCGGCGUGCGAUGGAUGCGGACCCCGACCAGGAGAAUCUCGUGGAAACG